AUGGCUUAUAUACGACUAACAGAUUGUCUAUUAUUUCUAUUUAAUCCACUCUCUGGCAAAAAGAUCCACCUUCCAUCCGUUGAAACCCUUUCCCACUAUUGUAAGGGCGUCAUUCGGAACAGCGAAUCUGGUUUGAUCGAAUAUUUUAUUACCUGCUUGGGCGAGCGCUAUACCCCACCAGUUUUUGCUGAAGCCGUUGUUCGCUGGGUUGUUCUCUCGUCAUCUCCUAUGGAUGAUGACUGCAUAGCAGUGAUCUGUUACGGCCACAACUCUAAACUAGGCUUCUGCAGAAUAAGAGGAGACAAUUCCUGGGUUGAGCUCGGUUCGCCCUACAAUAGUCUUUACAGGCCAAUUGUUUUCCACAAUGGAAAGAAACUGUUUUUCACCGUCUCCUACUAUAGCAAUGAGAUUGAUGCUUGGGAUCUCCAUAAUAAUCCAAUUAAGAGGUUUCACUUGAAGGGUCAGGAUGGCGGUGUUUUGUCGACUUGGUAUCAGCCACUUGAGGAAGAGCCAGAUGCGUAUUAUGAGGAUGAGGUUGAGGAUGAGGAUGAGGAUGAGGAUGAGGAGUAUGCCCGUCCCUCAACCAAUUACUUGGUGUAUGACCACCAAAGCCAGGAGCUUUUUAUUGUUUUACGACGCUACUCAAAUAAACUUGACCGAGAAGGGAAACCUGCUGUACCUGCUGUUUAUCGUGGUGAUAGUACCGGUUUUUCUACUACCUUCAAGACUGAAUUUUUUGAUGUUUUGAAGGUUGAUUUCAUAAAGGAUGAUCGUGCGGAGCUUCAAUACUUGGAAGCUGGCAUCGGCAAUCGUGCAUUCUUCAUUGGCAAGAAUCCCGGUUUAUUUAGCCCUCUCAACCACAGAAUUCCUGAAUUGAGGCCCAAUUUUAUUUACUUUACCGAUGACCUGUCUUAUAUAGAAGAGUAUUGGGGAGGCCAUGAUUUUGGCAUUUAUGACCAUGGCGAAAGUAGUAUUUAUUCCUGUUACUAUCCCCACAAGAUACAGAAGAUUUGGCCAGCUCCUAUUUGGUUUCUCCCGGAUGUUGGUGCGGACCUUUAG
Lycium barbarum (goji berry) is the source of this 1059-nucleotide messenger RNA. RefSeq lists its product as uncharacterized. Bases 1 to 1059 code for a protein of 352 amino acids. The record is from RefSeq and is a predicted model, not a curated record. The transcript has a single exon. Lineage: Eukaryota; Viridiplantae; Streptophyta; Magnoliopsida; Solanales; Solanaceae.